CAUCCACUCAAUUGGACGUGUGAGUAUGGAUGCCAAAGCUGCAUCAAUGGACGCCAAAGACCUGCAGCUUCUAUCCAGAAUCGAUGAGCUUCAGGCGAGUCUCUGUCGCCAGCUGCAAGAGAGCCACGAGGCCAUCCUGGCGGCGGUCCGGCCGAUGGAGCGCGCGGAGCGCAGCGCGCCGCGCGAAGCGGUGACGCCCAAGAAGGCAGGGACCAACGAAGAUCACCGCAUGUCCCGGGUAAAAUCGGAGAAUUUUGCGGUGAACCGGACCAUCUCUGGACGGCCGCGAUUGGUCAAGAAGAUCCAGGACACCGCGAUGACCAGGAGGCUGACGAACCCCAUCAGCGGUAGCACCUACCACGCCAAGCUCAGGUCCUUCGUGACUUCAGGGCCUUUGGACCUGAUCGUGGGUUGUGUGCUUUUGGCCAAUGCGGCGGUUCUCGUCUAUGAGC
Molecule: messenger RNA, 452 nt
Organism: Effrenium voratum
Lineage: Eukaryota; Dinophyceae; Suessiales; Symbiodiniaceae
Source: the annotation of a GenBank genome assembly